CCCACCGAGCAUAGCGAGCGCGCCCAGGAGCUGAUUAGCCUGCAGAACCGGCGCGGGGGCCGCCUCCGCUUCCGCACCCAGAAGCCCGACCUGGAAGCCUCGGGGGGCGGCCUCCAGGCCCUGCAGUGCGCCCUGCACCUGGAGAAGCGCGUCCACCAGAGCCUGCUCGACCUGCACCGGCUGGCCACCCGCAAGAGCGACGCCCAGCUCUGUCACUUCCUCAAGAGUCGCUACCUGGACCAGCAGGUCGAGUUCAUCAAAGAGCUGGGGGACCAUGUCACCACGCUGAGCCAGAUGGGGGCCCCGGAGGUUGAGAUGGCCGAGUACCUCUUUGAGAAGCUCACCCUGGGUGACCGCCGCAAGAAGGACUGACCCUGGACUGCCCUCCCCGGAGCCACGGGGCCACUGUCCAAGGCCACCAUGCCCGCGUGGCCCCCACAAUAUUGCCCUUGCAGACAAAGUUCACUCAGGUCUUCCUU
Phacochoerus africanus (Common warthog) is the source of this 479-nucleotide messenger RNA. RefSeq names its product ferritin heavy chain-like. Gene Ontology annotation, cellular component: cytoplasm. The annotation marks the transcript as partial. Lineage: Eukaryota; Metazoa; Chordata; Mammalia; Artiodactyla; Suidae. Gene Ontology annotation, biological process: intracellular iron ion homeostasis; iron ion transport. The record is from RefSeq and is a predicted model, not a curated record. The transcript has a single exon. Gene Ontology annotation, molecular function: ferric iron binding; ferrous iron binding.